GGCUUCUAUGGGAUGAAGGAAGAACCGGAGCGCUCGGUCUCAUUUGCAGCUCCUCCGAAGCAAGCAGCUAUCCCGACUCUGCCCUCUGCACGGGGCUUUCGCUGCUGGAGAGUGGAGUGGCCCCAUCCCGGUUGGAGGGAUGGAGAGAUGCGGUGUUUGAAGCAGAACAACCUUUAGAGGUGCUUUAAAGCGGCUGCUUGAAAGGCACCAGCGGUCGGGAUGUGCAGAGACAGCCCGACACAACACCUGCCUGGAGCUGCUUGAACCCCGCUGUGACCCAAAAAGCUGCAUAGCCCUGAGUGUUCUUAGCCCGGCACGAUGCGGGAUGGGGCAUAGAAAGCUGUGGGAUGCUAUUGCGGAAUGUGUGAUGCUCCUUAAUGAUAAAACAGAGACUAGCAGGGGGUCGAGAGUGCUCUGGGAUGGUCACCGAGAGGCUGACAGUCAAGGUCAGAGCGGAGUCCUGGGAGUCAUCAUCAGUCAGUUGGGAGCAGUGCUGUGUCCCAGUGCCUUGGUAUCUGACAGCAGCUCUCAGCAUCUACAGUCACAGGCAGAGCUUGUUCUUACUAUGCCCAGAUCUUUGCACUGAAGAGCAGGGAGAGAACACCCCAGCUCAGGUGUUCUGACCUUGCAUACUUGUAAAGAUAAACCAGAGGCUUUUAGUGAUACUGGGCAGUGAGGAUGCAUGCAGGUCAUACCAGUAAUUAGGGUGCUGGGAUCAGCAUGUUAGUGUCUGCGUUGGAAACUUCAGAUCCUGGGGUACUCUGUGGCUGGGGCUUGGUGGCUCGGGCAGAACUGCACUGCUGGCAUUGGGGGCAUAGAAGCAGGGAUGCCAAACUCAGGAGGGGGCACAGCAGGGACUGCUGCACCUGCUGGAUACACGGGUGCUCCCAGGGCUCCCCUCCCAGAUGCAGUCCCUGUGCUGAAGGCAUCUCUGCUCUUUCCAGCUCUCUCUCAGCCUGGGUGCAGGUAGAGUCUGUGGUUAAUUGCUACUUAAGUGAACUGCCUUUGAUUCUGAUAUCAGCUUAGUUUCAAUAGAUUGCAGGGAAGAAAAAUAUUUUGGUAAAAAUCCCUGUUUGCACAGGGAUUUGAGCAGCAGUGGGAGUUCAGCCCCAAACACACCUGCCCAAGUGUGAACAUGGAGGUGUUCCUCUGGCUCCAGUUGCUUAAAUAAUUGAUCCAGAAACCACAUCAGCAGCAUGUGACUUCACAGCUGUUCCUGUGACAGGACCCCCUCAGCAAAAAGAACAAGAUGCCCAUGAAGUUUAAUCUCUCUUAGCCUCAAAAGAAGAACUGGGGAAUAACAGUUAUGGAUCCUUUAUACUUUUCCAACACAUUUAACAUGGACUCAAGUUCCAGUGAUUUGAACUCCUCGCUGCUGACAAAUACAACAGAGAAUGGGACACUCUCAGAGCAGCUCCCAUUCAAAUACAUCCACAAAGUCCUGAUUCCCAUCUUUUACAUCCUGGUAUGUGCAGUUGGACUCAGUGGCAACACAUUGGUUAUAUAUGUGGUUUUGCGUUAUGCCAAGAUGAAAACUGUCACCAACAUUUACAUCUUGAAUUUGGCUGUUGCUGAUGUACUCUUCAUGUUGGGCCUGCCCUUCCUGGCCACACAAAAUGCCAUCUCCUACUGGCCUUUCGGCUCCUUUCUGUGCAGGCUGGUUAUGACUGUAGAUGGUAUUAACCAAUUCACAAGUAUUUUCUGUUUGACUGUGAUGAGCAUGGAUCGCUACCUGGCAGUAGUUCAUCCCAUUAAAUCAACCAAGUGGAGACGUCCCAGGGUGGCCAAACUCAUCAGUAUGACUGUCUGGACGUUCUCAUUCCUGGUGGUGCUUCCAGUCUUUAUCUUUUCGGACGUGCAGGAAGACUUUCACACCUGCAACAUGAACUGGCCAGAGCCUGUCAACAUCUGGUCUGCAGCGUUCAUCAUCUAUACAUCAGUCCUUGGGUUCUUUGGUCCUUUGUUGGUGAUCUGUCUGUGCUACUUGCUGAUUGUGAUUAAAGUCAAAUCUUCAGGGAUUCGAGUUGGGUCUACAAGGCGCAGGAGAUCGGAGAGGAAAGUGACCAGGAUGGUGGUGAUCAUUGUGGUUGUCUUUGUGUUCUGCUGGCUCCCAUUUUACAUGAUGAACAUUGUCAAUUUGAUAUUUAUACUGCCAGAAGACCCUGUGCUGGUGGGGGUGUAUUUCUUCGUGGUGGUUCUGUCCUAUGCGAACAGCUGUGCCAACCCUAUUCUUUAUGGAUUUCUUUCCGACAACUUCAAGCAGAGUUUUCAGAAAGUCCUUUGCCUCCGGAAGGGCAAUGGCGUAGAGGAUGGUGACCCCAUUGAACACAGGCAAGAGAACAGCAGUCGCUUGCAGGAAUCAAUGUUAACCCAGAGGAAUAUUGAGUACAAUGGACACAUGCAGACUAGCAAGGUGUGAGGGCAUGGUGUGAGACUGCCAAGCACUUGUAGGCCUGGAGAACUUGAGAUUUAAGGGAAGGAUGAAAUCACAACUAAAAUCUGGAGGCCCAUCAGCUCCAAUGAAUGUACGGAGUCUUCUUUUCACUCCCUUCCCUUUCACAGCUAAAAGUGCUCUGGGUUAUACUGAGCUGUGUGAAGUUCUCGCGGUGUUUUAAUUAAGGCAGUCAGAUGUAUGUUACUGCUUCCUGUACUCUAGAGAACCAAUCUACUGGUACCCACUGCCAGCUUUGUCCUCCUCCAGUAAUCCAAAACAACACAAAAUGUGUUCUAUACACUUUGUUAAGCUGAGCUCGUGGCUGGGGUCAGCUCGAAACAGAAAACAUCUCAAAUAAUUCCUGUGAAAAUACCUUUGAAAGCCUUCAGAGGGGUCUCUUCAAAGAAAUGACACUAUUUCUCAACAGAAGUUCCACACAGAAAAGGUCACAGCACUGAUCAUGAAAUUAUGUAAAAUCCAUUGUUUUAGAGUGCUGUGUAGUCCAUUUGCAUUGUUCUACUGUUAUUAAUCCGUAUAAAUCUCAAAAGUAUUUGGGAGUCUUUCGAAUAGUAAGAAAGAAUAAUAAAUAAUAUAUUUAAAAUAACAAAAAAAGAGUAGGAGAAAAAUGUUGGAAGGAUACAACAUGUUUGUAAUACUUUCACAUUCUAAACCAAACUGCAUAUAAAAUGUAAUGUAUCCACUUUAUUAUUAUGUAAGUCAAAAUGAUUGUGAAGUGCUGGCAAGCUGUUAUGUAUAUUUAUUGGUUCUGAAUGUAAGUAUGGAUGUGAAUUUAAGCUGUAUUUUCAGAAAUUAAAACAAGUUCAACACCUUU
Molecule: messenger RNA, 3266 nt
Organism: Coturnix japonica (Japanese quail)
Lineage: Eukaryota; Metazoa; Chordata; Aves; Galliformes; Phasianidae
Gene: SSTR5
Product: somatostatin receptor 5
Biological process (GO): regulation of insulin secretion; neuropeptide signaling pathway; cellular response to glucocorticoid stimulus
Cellular component (GO): neuron projection; plasma membrane
Molecular function (GO): somatostatin receptor activity; neuropeptide binding
Source: RefSeq, a predicted model, not a curated record